GCAGCAGCAGCAGCAGCAGCAGCAGCAGCAGGCGACCGGAUGGGCGGGCGACGGCGGCACAUGACCAGAUCCGUCGAGAGAUGGCGGAGAAGUUCCCGUUCUGGCCGUUUCUGGACUCCUUGCUUCUUCACGGCGUUUGGUGGAUGUCGUUCAGGAGCACAUCAUUGGGCCUCAUCGAUAUCGAUGGAACAAGAAGCUGGACAAAUCCAGGUUGGGAUUUUCGGCAUACCGGUACACCUUGGCGAAAAUUGUUAAUCUCGUACGACGCACUUCUUCUCGUUCUUCAACGUGGGUGGUUGUCAUAGUUUUGUGUUUUUCUCUUUUUUGUCAAUUAUCAUGGAUAACACACAAACAACGGAUGGCAAAUGUCUGCUAGUGGCUGAUAGGGCCGGAUGCUUUCCGGCGUGCCUUAUCUUGAGGCAAUUUACCAUUUUUUUUGGCCCACCGCCAUGGGAG
Colletotrichum godetiae is the source of this 456-nucleotide messenger RNA. RefSeq lists its product as uncharacterized. The coding region runs from base 81 to 305 and encodes 74 amino acids. The transcript has a single exon. NCBI's taxonomy places the organism in Eukaryota, Fungi, Ascomycota, Sordariomycetes, Glomerellales, Glomerellaceae. The record is from RefSeq and is a predicted model, not a curated record.